AUGGUCGACUACAGUAAAUGGAAGGAUAUAGAAAUAUCUGAUGAUGAAGACGAGACCCACCCUAACAUCGAUACACCCUCGCUGUUUAGAUGGCGGCACCAAGCACGAGUCGAGCGUAUGGAAGAGCGACGCAAAGAGAGAGACGAACAUAUUCAAAAGAAGACCGAAAACUUGCGGAUGCUAAACGAAACAAAAAAGAAAAUCAGUGAAGCUAGUCCCGACAGUCCUGAUCUUGAAUCUUUGAAGAAGGCUUUAGCUGAUCUCGAAAAAGAAGAAAAGAGGUUGCAACAAAAAGAUGAUGAAAUCAAGAAAAAGGAACGGCAGACUCCUUGGAAUGUGGACACAAUCAGUGAGCCUGGGUUUACUAAAACUGUCAUCAACACCAAGCCCACCAGGCCUAAAGACGAGAACUUGACUGAAGAGGAAAAGGAGGCCAAGAUGAAGAAGUUUAUCAAAGAAAAUGAGAAGCUUCUAAAACAGUUCGGUAUGUUGCGGCGCUACGACGACUCAAGACAAUUCCUACAGGAGCACAGCCAGCUAGUGUGCGAGGAGACUGCCAACUAUUUGGUUAUCUGGUGCAUUAACUUAGAAAUGGAAGAGAAACAUGAUUUGAUGGCCCAUGUUGCUCACCAAACCAUCUGCAUGCAGUACAUAUUGGAGUUGUCAAAGCAAUUGGAUGUGGACCCCAGGGCCUGUGUCAGCUCAUUCUUCUCAAAGAUCCAAAUUGCUGAAAAGACAUACAAAGACUCAUUUGAUGAUGAACUCGAGCAGUUCAAAGCGAGGAUCAAGAAGCGUGCUGCGGAGAAGAUUAGUGAAGCCAUCAGAGAGCAAGAGGAGGAGGAACGCAAAGCCAGGUUAGGACCUGGAGGGCUGGACCCUGUUGAAGUGUAUGAAGAGUUACCUGAUGAAUUAAAGAAAUGCUUCGAUGCCCAAGAUGUGCCAUUGCUCCAAGCAACAAUUGCUAAAAUGCCAGAGCAAGAAGCCAUAUACUACAUGAAGAGGUGUGUGGAUGCUGGACUCUGGGUGCCUGGCAAGACAAGUGAUGAUGAGCCAACCAUGAAGGAAAAUACUCCAAGUUCUUCACAAGCUGCUGCUGAAGCUCCCACCACCUCAGACAGCACAGACGAUGUGGACUGA
Molecule: messenger RNA, 1137 nt
Organism: Spodoptera littoralis (African cotton leafworm)
Lineage: Eukaryota; Metazoa; Arthropoda; Insecta; Lepidoptera; Noctuidae
Source: the annotation of a GenBank genome assembly